Messenger RNA from Trichoderma virens Gv29-8, 972 nucleotides. RefSeq lists its product as uncharacterized. The transcript is spliced from 4 exons. The record is from RefSeq and is a predicted model, not a curated record. The coding region runs from base 1 to 972 and encodes 323 amino acids. NCBI's taxonomy places the organism in Eukaryota, Fungi, Ascomycota, Sordariomycetes, Hypocreales, Hypocreaceae.
AUGGGAAAUCACCCUAAGCACAUCACGGAGUGGAUAAGGAAGCAUUUGUUCCCUUAUAUUGAGGCAGGCAAACAGCCAGACAUUCGACCAGCGCGGGCAAACGACACACUCGAUGACCCGGAGAAGUGGAGCGCCAGCUAUUUGGAGUCUGGACGGUUCCUCGGCGCGGAUGAUGGACGAGUCUGGGCACUUACAAUAACAAAGGACGCAUGGGACAGCUUGCUGAAAACAUGCGUGGUUUCAGAAGUUGAUGUAAGCCCAAUGCCUUCUUUUGGUUCUAUUAUCAUGCCUCAAGCUACUACUGACGAAGUCCCUCAGGCGAUUCGUGAGCCGAUUUCUGCAGCCUCUACUUUGGGACUCGGUCCGGUUGUAGUGAUCAGCAACUCGGAGCUUGCUUCCAGAUCGCAUGGACUCCAUGUUUCUUUUGGGGCUGUCCUCUGUCGUGAUCUUGAGAGCGUUGAGAUUUACAGGGGUGCGACUGUGCUAUGCCUCCGCGAGUUGGACUGUCCGGCCUCCAGGACCAUGACGGAGGCGAGAUUCAAAGUCCUUGACACUGGUGUGGAGACUCUAAGCCGCAAUGGGGAGCUUAAAUUGCUGGACUACGACAUCGGCCAGGGGAACAAGGAGGAUUUGAGCAUGCGGGUUACGGCAUCAUCCCGUGAUGCGGUCGUCUACCCUCCUUCAACAGCAAACUCAUUUCCACAAGGUGUCCAUAUUUGGAUUGGUCGCGAUACAGCAUCCGGCGACAAGCUAAUUGGUCUUUCUGCUACCAACAGCCCCUCAUUCACUGUUGACAAACAUCAAAUCUUGCAUCGCCGGUGCAGUUCGACAACAAUUGACGCGGAUUCUGGCGCCACUCAGCUCCACAGCAUUAAGGAUCUUUGGCUGCUAGACUUUAUCAAUAACCACUUGGUAGCAAGCGCAUCGUCUAAAACCUAUAAUAGAGGUAUUCUACGGAGUAGUAUAAACUAG